UCAGAGAGAAAUAAUGUACGCUAUUUAAACCCGGCCAGCUUAUCUUAUCGUCGAAUAAAACCGUUAUGUUUCGCCCCGCGAAUGAAUCAAGGAACGCUUCGACGAAUGAUUCUAGGAUCGACUCGCACGACAGGAAUCGAAAUCAGCCAGACGCUCAAAACUUUUUCGUUCAGAUAAACUUUCCGAUAAAAUCUGAAACUCCGAUAAUUGUCGAUAGCCUUCAAUUUCGAAUAAAAAAAGAGAAAAUAAAAAAUCACUGUUGCAACACGCAUGCAACGUGACCGAACAUCGGUGACCUCGACCUCCCCGCGUUAUAUUCGACGAAAAAAGGAAAAAAAGCAAAAGCGCGAAAAAUCAACCGAGGAACGUGCAAUUUCACCGGUCAACGAUGCAGGAAGGAAACGAAAGAAGGAAGGAAGAAAGGAAGGAAAGGAGGAAGAAAAGACGGCGGAGAGGAGGAGUAAAAAGAGAGGAAAGUAG
Molecule: messenger RNA, 480 nt
Organism: Megachile rotundata (alfalfa leafcutting bee)
Lineage: Eukaryota; Metazoa; Arthropoda; Insecta; Hymenoptera; Megachilidae
Product: protein PXR1-like
Source: RefSeq, a predicted model, not a curated record